UAGAAAAACAGCAAAGGGAAAAAGAAACGGGAGAGGAUACGGGAGCUAACGGAAAGAAAACUGGAGCAAGAGGGAAGGAAGAAGAGAGAAGAGGCGGGGCAGGUUGUGAGAAGGGAAGAAAAGGUUGGAUUGGAAAAAGAAACGGGGAGAGCAAGAGAGAAAGGGGACAUCGAGUGACAGCCAAAAAGCUAGGAAAACUCAGGUUUGAGAAGGUUGAGACCGAGAGUGGGCAAACAAUUAGCGGCGAGAAAGGGAAAAGAGCAAGAGUGAAAGGGAAAAACUUACCGAAAACAGAAAGAAAAAUUUGGGAAGAGAGGAAACACAAGGCAAGGAAGAAGGGAGGUCGUGGUUUUGGCUGCGUUCUGGGUCUGCUCAAACGAAGUUCUUCUGCUCCAUUCGUCUGAUUGGAAGGUACCGUACAUUAAGGUUAUGGCCGGCACUAGUGCAGCGGGCGGAGGCGAGCCACCUCAGAGGCGCCCUCGGGUUAUCGAUUACCAGGAGAGACCGGGAGGUCCGAUUCGGCUGUGGUAUACCGCUAGCCGGACCCGCCGCUGUAGGCGUUGCCAGUUUUACUCCUACGCGGACCACGUGGUUGAGGCGGUACUUGCCGAGCGACGGAGGCUUAGAUGUGACGCCGCCAGGGAGCGCACUGAGACCCUUAGGCUUAAAGGCAUCAUGCGGAUGCAGGCCGAUAGGAUUGGGGAGCUCCAGGGGGACGUGGUCAUGGAGCAGGAGAGGACGGACGCUCUGAGAGAGCAGUUGCAGGUGGUUAACGACCGCCUUACUAGAGUAGUCCGGGAAGUGAGAGACCGGUCCGGCGCUAUUAUCGACAAGUGUGGGGCGCUAAUCCAGGGAGUGAUUGGCGCCAAUGCGCCAGGGGGAGUUCCAGGUGGCGGAGCUCCAGGUCAGGGAGGCGCCCUUAGCUCUAGUUCUGGGGGGAGUCGGUUGACUCCGUCGAGGACUAGAUUAGGGUUUUUGAGCCUUGUUUUGAUCCCGUGUGAGGGAUACCUAGGAAAAGUUUUUGGUUAGUUGUUUUGCACCUUUUGGGACCUAGGUUGUAUAGUGUAUUUUGGUAGACCCUCUUUUGGCUUCACGGGAGUACCUUUGUAUAUA
Coffea arabica (coffee) is the source of this 1113-nucleotide messenger RNA. RefSeq lists its product as uncharacterized. Lineage: Eukaryota; Viridiplantae; Streptophyta; Magnoliopsida; Gentianales; Rubiaceae. The record is from RefSeq and is a predicted model, not a curated record.